AUGGGUACCGACGGUCAAAUCAUCCGUGUUCUUCAGAAAUUGGACCCUUCUACUACUCACAAUUUUAUCGCGCCCGUCAAAAAAAUUCACGAGGGUCAAGAUGUGUCAACCUUCCUCACCUCCAAAGCCUACGCGGACAUUAUGACCUUUUUGCUCCAGUUAAACCGGUCAAUGUUCCCAACGAAACUUCCCGACGGUACAGUACAAACGUGGCAAUUAGGUACAGAGGAUGUUCAAUUCUCUGCUCCGGUUCGACAGCUACAGGGUCUUCUUUCGAAACUCGAGGAUAUUAUACAGGAGGUUCCCCCAGACACUGGGCCGAGGCGAUUUGGAAAUAUCAGCUUCAGAAGGUGGCAAGAAGUGUUGGUGAGCCGAGCGUCUGACCUACUCCGGGAGUUCUUGCCCGCAGAGCUCUUAGAUACGCCAUCUUCCACAGCCGAUGGUCCUACCGCCGAGUCGGAGUUGAAGGCAUAUUUCCUGGGCAGCUGGGGUAGUGGUCAGAGAUUGGACUAUGGGACUGGUCAUGAGCUGAGCUUUCUUGCGUUUCUGGGCGCGAUUUGGAAGUUGAAUGGGUUUCCCAACGCCGACCCUGGAGUCGAGGAGCGGUCUAUCGUGCUUGGUGUGAUUGAACCAUAUCUGGAACUUAUCAGACACUUGAUUAAAACAUAUUCCCUUGAACCCGCUGGCUCUCACGGAGUCUGGGGACUUGACGAUCACUCAUUCAUUCCAUAUGUCCUGGGGUCAGCCCAGUUCUCACCUGCCAUCGACGAAUCCGAUCUGACCCCCGAAGAAGGCUCAUUACCCGAUGCACCUGACCCGGCUGGAGUUAUCAAAUCCAACAUCGUGGAACGGGAGAGGAAAACAAACUUAUAUUUCUCGGCCAUUGGCUUCAUCUAUGAUGUCAAAAAAGGUCCAUUCUGGGAACAUAGCCCAAUGCUUUAUGAUAUCUCGGGUAUCAGAGCCGGCUGGGGAAAGAUAAAUAAAGGAAUGGUUAAGAUGUACAACGCAGAGGUCCUAUCCAAGUUUCCGGUUGUGCAGCAUUUCCCCUUCGGAUCUCUAUUCAGCUUUGACCAUGAUCCAAACGCUAUUCCACCCCCAACGACUAUCCAUGCAACCUCCGGACCCCAGGGACGCCCGGUCGUUCCUGACGCUGGCCAUGCUCCCGCCGCUCGGCCGACUAUGGACGCAGGAACCAAGGCACCUUGGGCCAAUGCGGGAGCUAGCACUCGCGCACCUCCGAUGGGGCCAACAGCAGCGCCGUGGGCUACAACAAGGUCGAGCUCGGCGUCGACCACAGUGCUUCCAGAUACUCCGCGAAUGCCUCCAGGACCCAUGGCCCCUACAAGAGCUCCUUGGGCAGACGCGCAGGCCACGCCUCCACCCGGCGGCGAUGCACCUAUCAAGGCCCCAUGGGCCAAGUAA
Penicillium maclennaniae is the source of this 1422-nucleotide messenger RNA. Its product is annotated as serine/threonine-protein phosphatase 2A activator. The record is from RefSeq and is a predicted model, not a curated record. Gene Ontology annotation, cellular component: nucleus; cytoplasm; protein phosphatase type 2A complex. Gene Ontology annotation, molecular function: peptidyl-prolyl cis-trans isomerase activity; protein tyrosine phosphatase activator activity. Gene Ontology annotation, biological process: mitotic spindle organization. The coding region runs from base 1 to 1422 and encodes 473 amino acids. Lineage: Eukaryota; Fungi; Ascomycota; Eurotiomycetes; Eurotiales; Aspergillaceae. The transcript is spliced from 3 exons.